Messenger RNA from Diachasma alloeum, 2988 nucleotides. RefSeq names its product serine proteinase stubble. Gene Ontology annotation, biological process: proteolysis. The record is from RefSeq and is a predicted model, not a curated record. Gene Ontology annotation, molecular function: serine-type endopeptidase activity. The coding region runs from base 81 to 2477 and encodes 798 amino acids. Lineage: Eukaryota; Metazoa; Arthropoda; Insecta; Hymenoptera; Braconidae. The transcript is spliced from 9 exons.
UAUAAUUGUUAUGAAUUUUCCCGAAGGAAUGAAAAGAUUGCGCUGAAGUGGAUUCCGAGACACGCAUAUGGGGAACCAGGAUGCGGUGGAUCGGUUACGUGGCCACGAUAAUCUGGUGGUCGAGCGUCGCCAGGUCUCUGAGCACGUUGAAUCGAGGUCACAGCUACAAAAUAAGUCCGAAACCCUGUCGUGUACCUGGCCAAAGUAUUGGUGGAAGUAUACAGGGUACAUGUAUGUUCGUCUGGGAGUGCAUCAAGUCAGAGGGCACACACGUGGGCGUAUGCGUUGAUACAUUUAUGUUUGGAAGUUGUUGUGUUCAUAAGAAUGACACGGUUACUUCACUUGCAACAACAACGGGUGAUAAUAGUACGACAUUGGGGGAUCAAUCGUUGUCGACUGUAUCGCCAUUAUCUAUUUUAUCAGUGGCAUCGACGGUAUCGUCAGUGACAGUGACUGUUGAGCCGUCAAGAUUAUCAGACACAACGUUAAAUAUUGGGGGAACAUCGGGGCCCAGUGGAUCGACUGAAGAGUCAACAGUCAGACCAGUCAGGCCUAUUCAUUCAGUCAGUCAUACAAAUAGGCCAAAGAGGCCUCAUCCACCGCUGCAUGAUUUUCAGUCGUCACCGGCGAGACUCCCGGACGAUGGAAAAAAUCAGAUGGUCGAUGAGGACGAGGGAAAUCAGCGGAGGAGACCUGGCGAGUUGUAUCAAGGGGAUAAACCCGAGAAAACGGGAUUUUCAAAUGUUCCACCACCACCACCACCACCUCCACCCAUUCCGCCGGCGGGCAAUCAGCAUUAUUCUAGUGACAAGGAGGAGGACAAUGUCAUCACGAAUGAGACAUCCGGUGAUCGUCUCACCGCAGCGAGUAUCAAUGCAAUACGCACCGAGAAGCCACCGGUACACUGGUUGGUGACCAAUUCACCAUCAUCAAACAUUUAUUCAAGCCUGAAGACACCGACUUACCGGCCUGGCUCGAUGUUCGGGCACUCAGCCUCCACCGAGACAAGACCCAAUUUCAUAUCAAAGCCCCACGAUCAGAAAAAACCGGGUAAACUGUGGACAACAUCCAAGUCCACCUAUCUCCAGACUGAUCACACAAGUACUUCAACGGAAUCCUCCCUCGGGCAAACAACUCACUGGCACGUAACGACAGAGCCUGCAUUCGUCACAAAGCACAAAAAUCCCAGUCACUCGUCCUCAAAUCGUCCCGGCUACUCUAUCAUCAACUUUUGGGGCGACAAUACGUGGACCCAGCCACCGAGUGACGAACGCGAUACAGAUGAAACUAAUAAAAAGUAUUCAGACAAACAUCCAGGCAAUGAGAAUCAGCAAAACAAACCAGAAUAUGGCAAACCUCAUUAUAUCCCGUCGAGUCAUUACAUUACGACUGCGGAUGUUGGAUCAUUGACACGACCGAAACCAACGAGAAGAAGAACACCGCAGCCCCCAAGAGUUGUAGCAACAACGAUAUAUCCGAUGAAUAAUCAAGAGUUACCAUCGACGUCGAUGACAACAGUGAUGAGGACAACCCCGUCGACACCGAAGACGACAACACCAACUGUCGCCCCACCAACAGUGUCAACGACAAUGUCAACAACAACGACAACGGAACAAGCGACAACCAAGAAAAAUCCACUGGGCUCGGUUCCAACGGUCUCGGCAGUACCUGCUCAUUCAGAAAAUGGAAAGGAACGGGCCCAAUGCGGUGUGCCACCAUUAUUUCCACGUCCUGAGACAAGAAUAGUCGGUGGAAAAGCAGCGCCAUUUGGCAGGUGGCCAUGGCAGGUAUCAGUCAGACGUACAUCAUUCUUUGGUUUUUCAAGCACCCACAGAUGUGGUGGUGCUGUACUAAAUGAGAACUGGAUCGCAACUGCAGGACACUGCGUCGACGAUUUACUGACCUCGCAGAUUAGGAUCCGGGUUGGUGAUUACGAUUUCUCAUCUGUACAGGAGCGCUUGCCUUACGUAGAAAGAGGUAUUGCUAAGAAGGUCGUACAUCCCAAAUACAAUUUCUUCACUUACGAAUACGAUCUUGCUCUUGUGAGACUUGAGAGUUCCCUUGUUUUUGCUCCUCACAUAUCACCAAUAUGUUUACCAGCGACUGAUGAUCUUCUUGUUGGUGAAAAUGCCACUGUCACUGGGUGGGGGAGACUCAGUGAAGGAGGUACAUUGCCCUCGGUACUUCAGGAAGUAUCUGUUCCUAUUGUGAGUAAUGACAGAUGUAAGUCAAUGUUCUUGAGAGCUGGUAGACAUGAAUUUAUACCCGAUAUAUUUUUGUGCGCUGGGUAUGAGAAUGGAGGACGGGACUCGUGCCAGGGUGACUCUGGUGGUCCUCUCCAGGUGCGUGGUAAAGAUGGUCGUUACUUUCUCGCUGGAAUAAUAUCCUGGGGAAUCGGCUGUGCCGAGGCUAAUCUACCGGGUGUUUGCACGAGAAUCUCAAAGUUUGUACCCUGGAUACUGAAGAACGUCACCUGAGACUAUUAAAAUAACCACUCCAAGGAGAAUCCAAGAAUCAAACUCCCGUUCGGCUGUACAGACACUCAUUAUACAUAAAACGAUGAACAAUAGAGAGAACAAAUCAUUAAUGCGUAUAGAAAUAUAUUUAGCACUUAACGAUCAAUCGAGUGGAGAUAAAUAAAAACAAACAAAUCACGAUGAUUCAUAAUAUAUUCGCGUAGUUGUUAAGAAUCAAUUCUUUAUUUUCGUGUCUCUGAGAGUGUAUUCGAAUGAAUGAGUUUGUUGCAGCGAAUGAAAAGAAAAAACGCGAAUGAACGCCAAAGCUAGUGAACAAAAGAGAAAAGGAUAAUUUCCGCGAAUUGUGACGAAAGAAUACAUCUCCCUGAUGAAUACCACGAGGUAGCCGGUGUCUUGCCUCCUCGAUUCCCCUUUUUUGUAUACAAAUAAUUCUAGAAAACAACAAAUAGCCAAUAUAUAAUAGUUUGUUGAUAAUUUUUCAAUGGUCUUAGAAUAAAAAACAAAAUGUCUA